Molecule: messenger RNA, 1662 nt
Organism: Myotis davidii
Lineage: Eukaryota; Metazoa; Chordata; Mammalia; Chiroptera; Vespertilionidae
Gene: GPKOW
Product: G-patch domain and KOW motifs
Exons: 12
Coding region: 41-1429 (462 amino acids)
Biological process (GO): mRNA splicing, via spliceosome
Cellular component (GO): spliceosomal complex
Molecular function (GO): nucleic acid binding
Source: RefSeq, a predicted model, not a curated record
UUCCCAGCAAGCAGCGCGCGGGCCUGGGAAGAGGAGCAAGAUGGCGGAGUCUGAAGAUGGUGUUUCGCGGCCGGCGGGACCCCCUACUGCCCCAAUUUCGUUUAGCUUCAGUCGUACGGCUGCCCGAAGACGGCUGGCCGACCGGGGAGACGACCCGGGUGCGGCUCCGGAAGAGAAGGAGUUCUUGAAGACCGUGGAAGGGAGGAAGCUGCACAGUGUGAAUCCCUCAGAAGCCCCCAAGGAGCUCGUCAUCCCUUUGAUCCAGAAUGACCUUCGAAGGCAGCCACUAACCCAGGCCCCUGGCCUAUCCACAGAUAUUGAGGCCAUUGGGGAUGGGGUGCUGUCCCAGGCUGUGAAGGAGCUCAUUGAGGAAUCCAAGAAGUCUCUGGAGGAAAGAGAGAAUGCGGGUGUCGACCCCACGCUCGCUAUUCCCAUGAUCCAGAAAAGAUGCACCCCCAACGAGGAAGGGGCAGGCAGCGAGCCCCGGGCAGAGACAGUGCCCAAGGAGGCCAAUUACGAGGCAGUCCCUGUGGAGGCCUAUGGGCUGGCCAUGUUGCGGGGCAUGGGCUGGAAACCUGGCCAAGGCAUUGGUCGCACCUUCAAACAAGUGGUGAAGCCUCGUGUCAACUCACUGAGACCUAAAGGGUUAGGACUGGGCGCCAACCUGGCUGAGGUCCAGGCCCUGGCCCCCACUGGCCCCCACCGCCCUCGGAAGCCCGGUGAGGAGCAAGAGAAGGAUAAGGAAGACCAGCCUCAAGGACUGGUAGCUGGAGGAUAUGUGGUGGUUCUCUCUGGCCCUUAUCGAGGACUCUAUGGGAAGGUGGAAGGCCUGGAUCCUGACAAUGCCCGGGCUAUGGUUCGCUUGGCCAUGGGGAAGUCCAAGAACUCCUUGGAUCCCAGCCAUGUGAGCAAAACUUCCUCAGGGCAACAAAACGGAGCAGCCUCGAUGAGGAAGGGUUCAGAACUUCCCACCCGGCAGGGAGCAGAAGAAAAGCGGAAACACCUUCCAGACCGACAAGAUGAGCCUCCAGCCAAGAGUGAGAAAGCAGCCUCGAGGAGGCAGCACUGGUUGUACAGGGACCUGCGUGUGCGCUUUGUGGACAAACUGUACAAGCGCGGCCAGUAUUAUAACACCAAGAUGAUAAUCGAAGAUGUCCUCAGCCCAGAUACUUGUGUGUGUCGGACAGAUGAAGGCCAGAUCCUGGAUGGCAUCAGGGAAGACAUGCUCGAGACCCUCAUCCCCAAGGUCCAGGGCAAACGGGUGAUGGUGGUGCUGGGGCCACAGGCUGGAAGGGUGGGCCAUCUGCUGAGCUGGGACAGAGAGAAGAGCCAGGCUGUGGUUCAGCUGCGGAGAGAGAAUCGGGUGGUGGAGCUUCACUAUGAUGCUGUUUGCGAGUACAUAGGCCCCACUGACUCAGAUGACGACUGACCCGUGGACCCAUUCCGUUCCCCAGUUGCCACUUAUUGUUUGGUGUUGUUUUUUUUCAGUUACCAGUUCUGUACAGUGUGAAAAGCCUGCCUUUGUCACUGUUCUGUCCUGCACUUGCAAUACAGCCCUGGGACAGGGACAGGGCAUGAAAUGGAUAGACCAGAAGGGAGGCUGGAAGCAAACGUAGUAUUUAUCAGCAGUUCAUAUAAAAUAAAAAGCAUUUCAAAUACUUA